This is a messenger RNA of Phaethon lepturus (White-tailed tropicbird), 561 nucleotides long. Its product is annotated as pituitary homeobox 2. Gene Ontology annotation, biological process: regulation of transcription by RNA polymerase II; anatomical structure morphogenesis. The record is from RefSeq and is a predicted model, not a curated record. Gene Ontology annotation, cellular component: nucleus. The transcript has a single exon. Gene Ontology annotation, molecular function: DNA-binding transcription factor activity, RNA polymerase II-specific; RNA polymerase II cis-regulatory region sequence-specific DNA binding. The annotation marks the transcript as partial. Lineage: Eukaryota; Metazoa; Chordata; Aves; Phaethontiformes; Phaethontidae.
UGGUUCAAGAACCGCAGAGCCAAAUGGAGAAAGAGAGAAAGGAACCAGCAAGCCGAGCUUUGCAAAAACGGCUUCGGUCCACAGUUUAACGGCCUCAUGCAGCCCUACGACGACAUGUACCCCGGCUACUCGUACAACAACUGGGCAGCCAAGGGGCUGACGUCUGCUUCCCUCUCCACCAAAAGUUUUCCUUUCUUCAACUCCAUGAAUGUCAACCCUCUGUCUUCUCAGAGCAUGUUCUCCCCUCCAAACUCCAUCUCCUCCAUGAGUAUGUCUUCAAGCAUGGUGCCCUCUGCGGUCACCGGGGUCCCUGGCUCCAGCCUCAACAGCCUGAAUAACUUGAACAACUUGAGCAAUCCCUCCCUGAAUUCUGCGGUGCCGACGCCAGCCUGUCCUUAUGCUCCUCCAACACCUCCGUAUGUUUAUAGGGACACAUGUAACUCGAGCUUGGCGAGUCUGAGACUUAAAGCCAAGCAGCACUCCAGUUUUGGCUAUGCCAGUGUGCAGAACCCCGCUUCCAACCUGAGCGCUUGCCAGUAUGCGGUGGACAGACCCGUGUGA